Molecule: messenger RNA, 2391 nt
Organism: Penaeus indicus
Lineage: Eukaryota; Metazoa; Arthropoda; Malacostraca; Decapoda; Penaeidae
Product: caspase-1-like
Exons: 8
Coding region: 243-1085 (280 amino acids)
Biological process (GO): proteolysis
Molecular function (GO): cysteine-type endopeptidase activity
Source: RefSeq, a predicted model, not a curated record
UAAACAAAACACGUCUUGGCCAAAUUGCCUCCUCGGGACGAAACGUUUCGCUCACUCUAAAACACUAAAGAAGUAAAAAACCGUUCUAGUCAAUCUAAAACACUAAAGAAGAAGAAGAGGAAGUAGAAAACGUUCUAAUUAGUUAAAAACACUAUGAGAGAAGGUUUAUGAAAAAAACUAUCGUAAUUUUCAGGAAGUGAAGUGAAGAGGGCAUAUUUACAAGCAUUCUUAGAAAUUCAGAUAUGAGCUACAAAGAGGUCUGCUACGACAUGAGUCACAAACAACGUGGCCACUGUGUGAUAUUUAACCACACCGAUUUUGAUUCACACACAGGAUUAGGAAAAAGGACAGGUUCAGAGGUCAGUUGUCAACAGCUAGUGACAUUAUUUACCAGAUUUGGCUUCAUAAUCAGUGUUCACGAAAAUAUGACAGUGAGCGAAGUGAAGGCAACGUUAUGCAAGUAUGCUUAUGAUAUUGACCACAGUGACUGCGAUGCACUAGUUGUAAUAUUCAUGAGUCAUGGAGAGAGAAAAAAUUUAUAUGGUCGAGAUGGAGCUUUCAAGGAGGAUGUUCUUUUCAAUGAAUUCCUUGCAGACCGUUGCCCAACUCUAGCUGGAAAACCCAAGAUAUUCUUUAUUGAUGCGUCUCGUGGUGAAGGCACACAAAAUGCAGUAACUUUGCCCAAGAAGGAAAACACAGAGUCUUGCCAGGGGGUUCCGGCAUAUACAGGCAAUCCGAUAGAGGUUCAUUUGAGGCAGAAGGGAGAUAUAAGAGAGGAAGUCAUUCCUAAGGAGAUCGCCUGCCAUGCCGACUUUCUGAAGUGCUGGUCAACCCCCCCUGGUUAUUUUUCUUGGCGUAACACAGUCACUGGGUCCUGGUUCGUACAGUCACUCUGUCAAGUGCUCUCCAGGGCCACGGGAAAUGAGGAUAUCAUGGAUCUUUUGACGAAGACUAACAUGGUAUUAAAUUCCACUUUCCAAAGUAAUUGUCCAAGCAUACCAAACCUUCAUGGGAAAAAACAGACAGCUUUUUUUGAGUCCACUCUGACAGCAAAAUUAUAUUUGACACCAUCUUCCUUUAACUAGAUGCUAUGAAACUGUCCAUUUGGAUGGAUAGAGGAAGAUGGUGAGGUGUAUCCCAGGUGUCAGUGGGUGCUCACAAACACAGCAGCCUCCCUGGAACGUGAUCUAACUGUUCUGACUAAUGAGACUUGUAAAAUUACAUAUUUACAGAUAGUCCCCUUCUUAAGAACAUUCUACUUAUGAACAUUCUAUACAUACAAACAAAAUUUUUUAAGUACUAAAGUCCAAAAAAUUGUUUGAAAGAUGCUAGCAAACUUCAAAUUUCCCGGGGCACGAAUACAGUUCAAGAGUCUGGUACUGUAUAAGGUAUGUUGUACUUAUUGGGAAUUAUUUACAGGUAUUCUUAAUGUAAACAAAACUUUAAAACAAUUGGAAAAAAGGUCAUAGAGACCCGACUUUCGACAUACAAACAAUUCAACUUACAAACAGCCUCUCGCUCCCCAUUAUGUUCUUAAGUUGGGGACUUACUGUAUAUAUAUAUACUUCUAGUAUAUUUAUAUGUCCAACUCUUCUUAUUAUAAUCAUCACGUACACUUCAUAAAACCUAAUAUUCAGUGAGUUCUUUCAGAUAUAAUAGUUAAGGUUCAUUACCACAUUAUACAGUUAGUGUAGCUAACAUAGCAUAAACCCAUUCCUUGUGCAAUUUAGACAUCUUUAUUACAGAACUCCCAACUGUUGUGUUUCAGCCUCAAGCUAUGCCUGUAAGCUACAGUUCUCAGGCUUAACCCAUUGCCGCCGGGGAUGGCAUGUACGUACAUGCCAUGCCCAAUGUGAGUCGACUUGUUCAAUUGUUUUUACACAUAGAUGGCAACACUUGUACUAAGUAUCCAGUGAGCCAAUUACGAGUACUGCCUGUCUCGCCCGUUCACCCUUUUCAUCGAUUUACGAAAAUAUUUAACGUUAUCCUAAUUUGCUGUUAAAAAUAACACCAUCUAUAUUUAUAACACUAGUAAAAAUACGUUUCUUCCCACCAAUUCAAGGAAAGGUUAAAGUCAGGACUAGCAGAGCCAUCUAUGGACAGAUAUAAUUCACAAAAAUAUAAAAAAUGAGUACUGCAUUUCUCCCAUUUUCUGUUCGUUUUCCCCGGCGGCAAUGGGUUAAAGUACCUUGAUGAAUGUUUCAUAUUCAUAAGGUAUUUGUAGUUGGACUUUCAAUUUCACUGAUAUGGUCAGGUUAUGUAAUAACUGGAAGAAUAUAUUUUUCUUACUUUUUUGGUACAGGUAGUUUUUUACAUAUUAUAUAUGAAUGUAUGUCCAUACCUGUAAUGUAAAAAAUCAAAUUCUAAUAAAAGAUUAUUAAAGAAAACAUA